GGCUGAGCUCCUCAGACAUAGCAGCUGGCGGCAACUGGGAGGCGGGGAGACUCCGUCAGUGAGAGAGGGGGACGGGAAGGGGUCUCCCACGUAGCCAGAGCGCGGGAGAGGCGGGAAAGGCGCUGAGCUGCAACUCGGGCACAGACUUGGAGGACGCGCAAAAGUUUGCAGCAGGCAGCGCGCCUCUCCCCUCCCAGGGCCGGAGCCAGACUUUCCCAGCAAGGCUGCUGCAAACUCGGGUUGCUAGGAGCUGAGGGAGAAAGCGCGCUCGGUUCUUUUGAGCUCUGUGUAGACCGCGCGACCUGCUCUCCAGAGAGGCCCGAGCCAACAUACCUAGAAGAAGGCUUUGUCUUGGAAUUAAUCCAGAAUUGUUUUGAGAUCAUCAUGUGGUGCGUAGCUAAGGAAUGGCUCAGAGUAACUGCUUUGCUAUUCAUAGCUCAAGCAGUUUCUGCCAUGGUACUUCCCAAUGCAACACUAUGGGAGGAGCUGCUAGAAAAAUACAUGAAUGAAGAUGGUGAAUGGUGGACUGCCAAGCAAAGAGGGAAAAGGUCUAUCACUGACAGUGAUAUGCAAAGUAUCUUGGAUCUGCAUAAUAAAUUACGGAGUCAGGUGUAUCCGCAAGCUUCCAAUAUGGAAUAUAUGACGUGGGAUGUAGAGCUGGAGAGAUCAGCACAGUCCUGGGCUGAAACAUGUCUUUGGGAACAUGGGCCUUCAAGUCUACUUCCAUCCAUUGGGCAGAAUUUGGGAGCACACUGGGGAAGAUAUAGGCCUCCAACAUUUCAUGUCCAAGCAUGGUAUGAUGAAGUAAGAGACUUUAGCUAUCCUUAUCCUCAAGAAUGCAACCCUUAUUGCCCCUAUAGAUGUUCUGGUCCUGUAUGCACUCAUUAUACACAGGUGGUUUGGGCAACAAGUAGCAGAAUUGGUUGUGCCGUUAAUUUGUGUCAUAACAUGAAUGUCUGGGGUCAGAUAUGGCCAAAAGCAAUUUACUUGGUGUGCAAUUAUUCUCCCAAGGGUAAUUGGUGGGGUCAUGCACCAUACAAGCAUGGUCGCCCAUGUUCUGCAUGCCCACCUAGUUUUGGAGGUGGCUGUAGAGAUAAUCUUUGCUACAAAGAAGGUUCCGAAAGGCUUUACUCUCCAGAGAUGGAAACCAAUGAAAUUGAACGGCACCAGUCACAUGUUCAGGAUGCAUCACAAAAUCGGCUGAGGUCACAUCCAUCCAGAGAUGACAGUGAAAGAAAUGAAGUCAUAAGCAAGCAACAAAUGUCUCAAAUAAUUUCCUGUGAAGUACGGUUAAGGGACCAAUGCAAAGGAACCACUUGCAAUAGGUAUGAGUGUCCCGCUGGCUGCUUGGACAGCAAUGCCAAAGUGGUUGGAAGUGUGCAUUAUGACAUGCAAUCGAGUGUUUGCAGAGCUGCUAUACAUUAUGGCAUCGUAGACAAUGAUGGUGGCUGGGUAGAUGUUACCAGGCAAGGAAGAAGAAAUUAUUUCAUUAAGUCUUAUAGAAAUGGAGUUCAGUCAAUUGGCAAAUACCAGUCUGCUAAUUCCUUCACAGUCUCUAAAGUAGCAGUGCAAGCUAUCACUUGUGAAACAACUGUGGAACAAUUAUGCCCAUUUUACAAGCCGGCCACACAUUGUCCAAGAGUCUAUUGUCCUCAUAAUUGCAUGCAGGCAAAUCCACACUAUGCCCGAGUUGUUGGAACACGAAUUUAUUCUGAUGUGUCUAGUAUUUGCCGGACAGCCGUACAUGCUGGAGUAAUUCGCAAUGAAGGGGGCUUUGUUGAUAUUAUGCCAGUGGACAAAAGGAGAAUGUACAUUGCUUCAUUUCAAAAUGGAAUAUUUUCAGAAAGUUUACAGAAUCCCCCAGGAAAUAAGGCAUUCAGAGUGUUUGCUGUGGUCUGAAAGCCACCAGUAAACUGUAAAAAUGAUGGCACAAUGCUUGGAAGAAGAGAAAGAAAAUGUCAUUUAAUAUACUUUCAGAAUUUUGUAUAAAGAUGUAAUAUUGCUGUACAGAAGAUAUAUACUGUUUUCUAAUUGAAAAGGAGUUUAGCUGCAUGUAAAUCUUAAUAAGAAAAUAUCUGUAAAGUUAAACAUGGGACAAAAAUGUGCGUGAGAAAGUAUGAUGAUAAAUAACUUCUUUUGAAUCCUGUGUUAAAUAUUGCUAUAUUUUCUUAGCAUUUAUUCCUAUGCAGAUCAUUCAAAGCUCAUAAAUGUUCCACAUUUUUUUAAAUGAAGACAUUAUUAUCACAGUGUUUUAUGUAUGCCACUAACAUUAACUGUAAAGUUAUAUCUAUGAUAGAUUUUUAUAUCCACUGUAUAUAUAAUUUUUCAUUGCUGAUAAACUAAAAAAUAUAUAACUGAUGCCCUGAAGCAGUGAACACUUAUUAUUAGAAAAAUAUAUUAUGAUAAUCAUGUAAACUCAAGAGAAUUGAAAUAUUUUGCCAGUUUUAUAUAAUUUCCCCCUCAACCUAUUUUUAAAAAUUCAGUUAGAACAAAUCUUGGAAUGCAAACUAUAGUUUUUUAAAUUCAUUAAUUGUUAUGGACAAUUUGUAUUGUUUACACAGUCCUUUAAAAGGUAAAUCAUUACUAAAUGCUGCUAAAUUUGUGCUUGCUAAGCAGCCAUAUGCAUAAUAAAGAGUAAAAUAUUUUUAAAAUUAAGCAUUUCAUUUUACAGACUGGUAAGGCAUAAGUGGGAUUUACAUUUGAGAAAACGCAUAGAAUGGAGGUACAUCAGACUAAUUCAUUUAGCUCCAGUAAGUCAGUUAUUAGAAUUACAUCUAAACAGAUGCUUCUUUUUAGAACUGAAGCCUUUGGUAGUUUUGUUGUCAUAUGUGGUAUCAUUGAAUAGUGAAAUUGCACUGUCAAAAAUGGAUAAUACAGGCCCCAAAUACCCUUGAUUUCUUCAUCUGGUAUAUAUUCCUGCAGGGCAGGACACAGUGCCAGAGAGUAGUAUCCAAUACAUUCUCCCACCAUUUCAUUUAAUUUCAUCUAUGGCAAAUAGACCUGUGCAUUAUUUCAAACCUAUUGUGGUAUAUUAGAAAAACAUAUAAUGGUGACUGUAUCAAUCUUUCUAUGAAAAGCGUAAGACUGUAAAACUGAUAAAUAUUAUGUUUUUGUAUUUUUGGGUUUUGUCAUUGACUUUAUAAUUCCUUCCAAAAUAUUAUUGAUACUGAUAUUCUUCAUACAUACAUGCAAAUAUUUUCUGCCCUUUGUUUCGCUACAUGUACUACCUCAUGUAGUUAGGCAAGUAUUGUUAGCUUGUUAGAAAUAUCUUUUUUUUGAAUAAAAGUCGAUUAAAUGACAGUA
Molecule: messenger RNA, 3303 nt
Organism: Hemicordylus capensis (graceful crag lizard)
Lineage: Eukaryota; Metazoa; Chordata; Lepidosauria; Squamata; Cordylidae
Gene: CRISPLD1
Product: cysteine rich secretory protein LCCL domain containing 1
Exons: 15
Coding region: 385-1899 (504 amino acids)
Cellular component (GO): extracellular region
Source: RefSeq, a predicted model, not a curated record